CAUCUGCAGAGCAGGAGCCCUCAGAGCAGACGCCAUGACGUCCAUCCUCUCUGCUCUUCUCUGCCUCGGGCUGAGUCUGGACCAGAGGAUCCACGUGCAAGCAGGGACCCUCCUCAAACCCACCAUCUGGGCUGAGCCAGCCUCUGUGAUGUCCUGGGGGAGCCCCGUGACCAUCUGGUGUCAGUGGACUGGGGAGGCCAAGGAGUUCUGUUUUGAAAAAGAGGGAAGCACAUCGCCCUGGUGCAGAGUGAAACCACUAUAUCUGAUGGACAAGGGCACGUUCAGCAUCACAAACUUGACAGAGAGUGCUGUUGGGAUAUAUCGCUGUUACUAUCGCAGCCCUGCUGGCUGGUCAGAGCGCAGUGACCCCCUGGAGCUGGUGGUGACAGGUGUCUAAAGCAAACCCAGCCUCUCAGCCCUGCCCAGCCCUGUCGUGACCUCAGGAGGGAACGUGACCCUCCAGUGUGGCUCAGGGGAGGCAUUUGACAGGUUCAUUCUGACUAAGGAAGGAGAUCACAGGCUCUCCUGGACCCUGGAGUCACAGUCACAGCCCAGGGGCCAGUUCCAGGCCCUAUUCCUUGUGGGCCCCGUGACCCCCACCCACAGGUGGACAUUCAGAUGCUAUGGCUGUUACAGGUACAGCCCCCAGGUGUGGUCACACCCCAGUGACCCCCUGGAGCUCGUGGUCUCAGGUAAGGCCCAUUAUUGUCCCUUCCAUUGA
Molecule: messenger RNA, 721 nt
Organism: Myotis brandtii (Brandt's bat)
Lineage: Eukaryota; Metazoa; Chordata; Mammalia; Chiroptera; Vespertilionidae
Product: leukocyte immunoglobulin-like receptor subfamily A member 5
Biological process (GO): cytokine-mediated signaling pathway
Molecular function (GO): inhibitory MHC class I receptor activity
Source: RefSeq, a predicted model, not a curated record